Molecule: messenger RNA, 3153 nt
Organism: Loxodonta africana (African savanna elephant)
Lineage: Eukaryota; Metazoa; Chordata; Mammalia; Proboscidea; Elephantidae
Gene: DNER
Product: delta/notch like EGF repeat containing
Exons: 13
Coding region: 45-2228 (727 amino acids)
Molecular function (GO): calcium ion binding
Source: RefSeq, a predicted model, not a curated record
CCACUCCGCACCCAGCUCCGGCUCCGCGCCCGCGCUGCCCGGCCAUGCCGCCCCGCCGCGCCCCCGCGCCCCGGUGCCAGCUCCCGCCCGCCGCACCGCUGCUGCCCGCGCCGGCCCUGCUGCUGCUGCUGCUGCUCGGCCCCGGCUGCCUGGCCGGCCCGGUGCCCGCCGCGCCCCUGCCCGCGCCGGGACCGUGCGCCGCGCAGCCCUGCCGGAACGGGGGCGUGUGCACCCCGGCCGCGGCCGGCCAGCCCGGAUACAGCUGCACCUGCCCCGCCGGGGUCUCCGGCGCCAACUGCCAGCUUGUUGCAGAUCCUUGCGCCAGCAACCCUUGUCACCAUGGCGACUGUAGCGGCGGCAGUGAUGGCUACCUCUGCGUUUGCGGUGAAGGCUACGAAGGCACCAACUGUGAACAGGCACUUCCCAGCCUCCCCGCCUCUGGCUGGACUGAGGCCACCGCACCCAGGCAGCUCCAGCCGGUCCCCGCCACCCAGGAGCCUGACGUCAGCCUGCCCCGCUCUCCGGCGACCGCGACCCUGCCAACGUGGCAGCCGAAAACAGGGCAGAAAGUUGUAGAAAUGAAAUGGGAUCAAGUGGAGGUAAUCCCAGAUAUUGCCUGUGGGAAUGCCAGUUCCAACAGCUCUGCAGGUGGCCGCCUGGUGUCCUUUGAUGUGCCACAGAACUCCUCAGUAAAGAUUCGGCAAGAUGCCACUGCUUCCCUGAUUCUGUUAUGGAAGGUCACGGCCAACGGAUUCCAACAGUGCUCCCUCAUCGAUGGACGAAGCGUGACCCUCCUCCAGGCCCCUGGGGGUCUUGUCCUUCUGGAGGAGAUGCUUGCCUUGGGGCACAAUUACUUCAUCGGUUUUGUGAAUGAUUCUGUGACUAAAAGUAUCGUGGCUUUGCGCUUAACGCUGGUGGUGAAGGCCAGCACCUGUGUUCCGGGAGAAAACCAUGCAAAUGACAUGGAAUGUUCCGGAAAAGGAAAAUGCACCACGAAGCCAACAGAGGCAACUUUUUCAUGUAGCUGCGAGGACCAGUACGUGGGUACUUUCUGUGAAGAAUUCGAUGCUUGCCAAAGGAAGCUCUGCCAGAACAACGCGAGCUGUAUUGAUACGAAUGAAAAACAAGAGGGGAGCAACUUCACCUGCGUUUGCCCUGCUGGUUAUACCGGGGAGCUUUGCCAAUCCCAGAUUGAUUACUGUAUCCUGGAUCCAUGCAGAAACGGAGCGACAUGUGUUUCUAAUCUCAGUGGAUUCACCUGCCAGUGUCCAGAAGGAUACUUGGGAUCUACCUGUGAAGAGAAGGUGGACCCCUGCGCCUCGUUUCCUUGUCAGAACAACGGGACGUGCCAUGUGGACGGAGUGCACUUCAGCUGCAGCUGCAGCCCUGGCUUCACAGGGCCAGCCUGCAGCCAGCUGGUUGACUUCUGCGCCCUCAGCCCCUGUGCUCAUGGCACGUGCCGCAGCGUGGGCACCAGCUACAAAUGCCUCUGCGAUCCAGGUUACCACGGCCUCUACUGUGAGGAGGAGUAUAAUGAAUGCCUCUCCGCCCCCUGUCUGAACGCUGCCCCCUGCAGGGACCUUGUGAACGGCUAUGAAUGCCUGUGCCUGCCAGAGUACAAAGGACCACACUGUGAGCUGUACAAGGAUCCCUGCGCAAAUGUCAGUUGUCUGAAUGGAGGCACCUGUGAUGGCGAAGGUCUCAAUGGCACCUGUGUGUGCGCACCAGGGUUUGCAGGUGAAGAGUGUGACAUUGAUAUAAACGAAUGUGACAGUAACCCCUGCCAUCACGCCGGGACCUGCCUGGACCAGCCCAAUGGUUAUACCUGCCAUUGCCCACAUGGCUGGGUUGGAGCCAACUGUGAAAUCCAUCUGCAGUGGAAGUCCGGGCAUAUGGCGGAGAGUCUCACCAACAUGCCCCGUCACUCCCUCUACAUCAUCAUUGGUGCCCUCUGUGUCGCCUUCAUCCUGAUGCUUAUUAUCCUCAUCGUGGGCAUUUGCCGCAUCAGCCGCAUAGAGUACCAGGGCUCUUCCAGGCCGGCCUACGAGGAGUUCUACAACUGCCGCAGCAUAGACAGCGAGUUCAGCAACGCCAUCGCUUCCAUCCGGCAUGCCAGAUUUGGGAAGAAAUCUCGGCCGGCAAUGUACGACGUGACCCCUAUCACCUAUGAAGAUUAUAGCCCUGAUGACAAGCCGUUGGUCACACUGAUUAAGACAAAAGAUUUGUAAUCUUUUGGGGGGAUUAUUUUUCAAAAAGAUGGGAUACUUCAGUCAUUCAAAUAUUUUUAAGAAAAUAAAAAGCUUGAGAAAUUUAAAACGUUAGCCACUCCAGAGUUUUCAGUAGAAUAUUUAAGAACUAAUUUUCUGCAGCUUUUAGUUUGGGGGAAAAAUUAUUUUAAAAAUGGAAUUUGUGAAAUCCGCAGACUACGUUUUCAUGUACUUUCAGCUCUCUGAACCGUAGGCUUCUAGUAAAUAGUAUGUGCUCUUUCCGUGGUAGACACUAUCAUGAAACCCGGGUUAACUUCUGUGGUUGUUAUGGAAUGCAUCUAAUCAAGGAGAAGUUUCUGUUUGACACGUGAGUGCUGGCUUCCUGAGUAGAGUUAGGUAAAACUUGUAGAGUAUGAUGUAUGAUACUGUAUACCCGUUACUUAAAAAGAAGUCUGAAAUGUUCGUUUUUUGUGGAAAAAAAAAAAGAAGCUAGUUAAAUUUCUUAUUCCUAAUCCGAAUGAAAUUAGUCUUUGCCUUAUUCUGUGCAUGGGUAAGUCAUUUUUUUCUGCACCGUUUUGUCGAACCUUGUGGAAACACUCUUUCGAGUUUGUUUUCUCUGUGUCAAUUUUCGUAAUGGUUGUCAGACUAGGCCUUGAAAAAGUACACCGCGAAAGGGCCUAGCUAGGCAAAUUAUGAUCGAGUUGAAUCUAUAUUUUUCUUUAACAAGUCAAGGUUUUUAUAUUGUAACUUAAAUUUGUGUUUGAGUUGUUCUUUGCUAAGAAGUAGUGAAUGUGAGAGAGGACUGGUACCCUCAAUAGUGUGUAUUUCUCACAGUGCUUCUUUAUUUAUAUCCGGGACGUCUCCGUGGCUGUAUUUGAUUGAUACGUGCUUCUUCCCAUUCUUGCUGAUUUCGAAGAAUAUCAAAUAAACGUUAUCAAGUCAAGGA